Lachancea nothofagi CBS 11611 is the source of this 729-nucleotide messenger RNA. Lineage: Eukaryota; Fungi; Ascomycota; Saccharomycetes; Saccharomycetales; Saccharomycetaceae. The record is from the annotation of a GenBank genome assembly.
AUGACUACUCUCUAUCGCAUGGACCAGCGGCCGCUUCAAGCGCUGGGAGCGCUUCACGCGCUGCCGCUCAUGCCCACGACUUUGCACAGAUGUAUAGCGCUGGAUAACGGCCAGGGCAAGCCGGUUCUGCUUCCGGCGCCGGAACUGGACCACGCCAGCAUCGCGGACGUGGAAAGCGAUCUGAAGCGCCAGCUGGACCGGUGGGCGUUCGGCCCGACGGCCCGCAGCGCGAGCGUGGGGGGCGAGCUGUCACCCGCCACGGCGCGCUCGUGCGGCAGCAUCAGCAGCAUCAGCAGCAUCGGCAGCAGCGGCAGCGGCAGCGGCAGCGGCAGCGGCAGCGGCAGCGGCAGUGGCGGCUCGCUGUCGGGCUCCGCCUCGUCGUCCUAUACGCAUCUGCCGGAACUGCGGGAACUGCGGGACGUGCGGGCCGCAGGGCCCGCGGUGCCCGCGGCUAUCGCGGCAGGCGGGCCGCAGCUACCGCAGCAGCCGCUGGACGAGACCAUAUCGUCGCGCACGGACGCGAGUCGCGCCAGGGCCUCGAUCGAGCGCCGCCGCAAGUACGUGUGCAAGACGUGCCAAAAGGGAUUCACGACGAGCGGUCAUCUCGCACGUCACAACCGGAUCCACACGGGCGAGAAGAACCACGUGUGUCCGCACGAAGGGUGUGGGCAACGGUUCAGCAGGCACGACAACUGUGUCCAGCAUUAUAAAACCCAUCUACGCGUGUAA